Messenger RNA from Seriola dumerili (greater amberjack), 1069 nucleotides. Its product is annotated as protein FAM57B-like. Gene Ontology annotation, molecular function: sphingosine N-acyltransferase activity. Gene Ontology annotation, biological process: lipid homeostasis; ceramide biosynthetic process. Bases 44 to 931 code for a protein of 295 amino acids. Lineage: Eukaryota; Metazoa; Chordata; Actinopteri; Carangiformes; Carangidae. The record is from RefSeq and is a predicted model, not a curated record. The transcript has 6 exons. Gene Ontology annotation, cellular component: membrane; endoplasmic reticulum.
ACACACACACACACACACACACACACAGGGAAACCCAGGAGCCAUGUGGGCCCUCACCCUCAUCAGUGCGGGCUCCGUCUUCUUCCCCGGACUCUUCCUCCUGUCCAAACUGACCCUGAGACACAUGAUGGGAUGGGGGGAGGGGGAUGCUGCUGUCGUCUCCACACGCCUGGUGUCGUCCGUCCAGGCCGUCAUGGCCUCUUCAGCCGGAUGCGUCAUCGUCUCAUCCUGCAGGGACGUCAUGGAGGACAGACACUGGCUGACAGACGCCUACAUCCUGUUCGCCACGCCUUACUUUGCCUACGACAUCUACGCCAUGUUCCUGUGCCACUGGCACAAGCUGCAGGUCAAAGGUCACGAGGAGGAGCAGCAGCAGGAGGAGCUGGGGGCCGUCAGGUCGAGGGGGGCCGCUGUGGUGGGUUACCUGCGCAGAGAGGUGCUCAUGGUGCUGCACCACGUCUUCAUGGUCGCCUUCUGCUUCCCCGCCUCACUGCUGUGGAGGCAGGGGAAAGGUGAUUACUUCCAGGGCCUUUUGUUUCUUGCCGAGCUCAGCACGCCAUCUGUCUGUCUGGGGAAAGUCCUGAUCCAGUAUAAGAAGCAGCACACUCUGCUGCACAAGCUGAACGGAGUCGUCAUGCUGCUCACCUUCUUCACCUGUCGGGUCGUACUCUUCCCCUACCUGUACUACGCCUACAGCAGGUACGCUUCCAUCCCGCUGUACUCCGUCCUGCUCGUGGCCCCGUGGCAGUGUAACCUGGGGGCCGCUCUGCUCUGGCCCCUGCAGCUCUACUGGUUCACACUGAUCUGCAGAGGUGCCCUGCGCCUGUUCACGAGACGCCUGAACGCACCGCCGAAGACGUUCAAACCCGACCACGGCGGCUGUCUGACCCAGAGUAACGGCUGCACGCAUCAUCAGACGGACAGACACUGACGCUGCAGGAGAAGAAGAAGAAGUAAAGACAGAAAGAAACAAAAUGUCUGAGGAGGGAUGAGACCUUCAACACAAAGGUCAAACAAGGUCAGAGAAAACCAGAGAGAGGGUGACAGUUUCCCCUCAUCAUCAUCAUCA